UCCUUUCCGCCAAACAGGCUUAUUGCGCGCCAAACCCGAGACAACACGGACCGAGUGAACGAGGAGAAACAAGAGAAGAAAGAAGAAAGGAAGAGGGAAAACAGUGCUUUCUUCAACGAGUCUUCUUCGUGAAGCUCCCCUUUCUGCCGGCGGCACCCCCCUGUUGUUGAGGCUGUGGUAUGAGCCUAUGUGGCAGGAAGGCGCUGACUUUGGUGAGCAGCGUGUUCGCUGUUUGUGCCCUGGGCCUGUUGGGGAUCGCCGUGAGCACAGACUACUGGCUCCACCUGGAGGAGGGCGUCAUCCUUCCCCUCAACCAGAGCACCGAGGUACGCAUGUCCCUCCACUCUGGCCUCUGGAGGGUUUGCUUCUUGGCUGGUGAGGAGAAAGGCCGGUGUUUUACCAUCGAAUAUGUGAUGCCCACUAACGUCCAGAUGACUUCUGAGUCCACUGUUAGUGUCCUGAAGAUGAUCCGGUCUUCCACACCGUUCCCUCUGGUCAGCCUCUUCUUCAUGUUCAUUGGUUUUGUACUCAGUAACAUCGGACACAUCCGACCACACCGCACCAUCCUGGCCUUUGUUUCUGGAAUCUUCUUUAUCCUGUCAGGUCUCUCUCUUGUGGUUGGUCUCGUGUUGUACAUCUCCAACAUUAAUGAUGAAAUGCUGAACAGAACCAAAACUAAUGAUGCCUAUUUCAGCUACAAGUAUGGCUGGUCAUUUGCCUUUGCGGCCAUCUCCUUCCUGCUCACUGAGGCAGCAGGUGUCAUGUCGGUGUACCUGUUCAUGAAGCGCUACACAGCAGAGGAAAUGUACCGGCCCCAUCAGGGCUUCUACCGGCCUCGCCUCAGCAACUGCUCCGAUUACUCCGGCCAGUUCCUCCAUCCCGAUGCCUGGGCCGGACGCGGUCGCAGCGCCUCCUCCAUCUCCUCUGAGGCCUCGCUCCAGAUGAAUGCUCCCAACUACCCUGCUCUCCUCAAGUGCCCAGUGUAUGAACAAAUGUCCUCCUCACCUUGCUGAGGAAGAAAAUGUUUUGUGAGAAAGUUCAUUUUUAUCUAUCUGGAUUUUGGAGUAAAAUUGCUAAUUUGAUAUUAUCCAGCUUGAAUCGCUCCCCUCUUCUCUCUACCCUCCUCACUGCCGAUUUCUUUGUUUGCACUUUUUGCUUCUGGGGGGACUAAACUUAAGUUGAGGGUUAGCUGGUUCACUUUAUUCUCAGCCCAGUCUUGUUUCAGGGACAGCUGUUAGAAGAGGAGAGGGUUUGACCAGGUUGUACUUUAAUCUGCUUUUUCUCUAGUUUGUAGUGAUAUGUGACUAACAACCUGCUGAACUAGCAAAGCUCAGGUCUUUUGAAAGGAGUAACUUGAGUAGGUAAGUAGUAAGUUCACUAUUUGCUUGUACCGCCACAAUCCUAAGAGCUUUUUGACAGGAUUACACGCUGCACAUCUGCAGACAUGGAGCGUUUAGAACUGGAUCGGCAACUAUAAGUGCAAUGGAUUCAGAGUCUGCAGGAUUUUCAAAACCAAAUACUACAGCUUUUGCUUUUAGCCAGAAAGUGGAAUCUAAUCAGUGACAUCACCUCGGUGAAGGGAAAACUUGUUUAGAAUAAUAAAUCUUAGAGGGUGGUUCACAAAACAUUUUCUCAAUUUUCUCAUAAGAUCAUUGCACACAUUGUGCAUACUUUUCAUUUAUAAUAAAUUCAAAAUAAAAUUGCUCCUUUCUUCUACAAAUUGCGCAUGUGCACCAGCUGUGUCCGUGUGCACAAGCUGGCUUUUGUUAUGAUAUACUGUAGGUGUUCUCAGACACAUCACAACUGUUUCAGACAUGUUCAUGUGAAGUCCUGUGCUAGAACUCAGCUAGAGCUUAUGAAACACAUGAUGAAAAUGAAUUUCAACCAUACAAAUAGAUAAUUUUAACAUUUAACUAGGAUUACAGGCUGUGAGAGUUGUGUGAUUUUUAAACAAUUUGCAGAUCACACUGGCUUUCAGUUAACAGACAGAAGUACUGACAUUCCCCCUUUAGGUCCUUUGCUUAGUAGCCAUUAAUUGUUGUGUAGCCACGGGUGUUUAGGUAGUGACACCAAAGGAAAGGUUUGCAUUAUAGGCUGCGUGCCAAGCAUAUGAGAAACAUUCUUUUUGAAGGCCUAUAUCUAAUAUAUUAAUGGUUAUAUAUACUUUGAGUGUAUUAUUGUAUAUUCUUGUAAAGUAAAUCAAACAGCUAAAACAAAAAAAGUGCUUUAUUUGCUCUCAUAACCCAUUAUUAAGAACAAUACAGGACUGCUUUAUAUCAGACAAUACAGAUGUAAAUAAACCUUUUAUAUUCUCAGAGAACCUAUGAUUCCUGUUUACAGUGGUCUUCUUAGUUUGUCAUGCAAUUAAAGAAACAAAAGUCUAUUUAACCAACAUUUCAAAAGAAAACAAGCUGUACAUGGGCAACGCAGUUUGUGUUGAUCACAUUAGAGUUAUGAAAAUAAAAAUGUUACACAUUUAAAUACGAAGAGAAGGCUAAAGGGGAGAAGAUGGAGUUUGUGUGGAGGUGGAGAAUGUAAAUUAGUCAGGUGUUAUUAAAGACUAGUUUGGAAAAGAAUGGAGCCAUUGUAAAAAAAUCUAGAAGCAUAUUUUUCUAAUUUACCCCCUUUAAUGACAGAGUAUUCUUAGAUGUGUGAAAUACAAAUGUACUACAAUCCUUAGUGCGCCGAGGAAGAAGUUGUGUCCAGGUUAAGUGGCUUAAGGUUAAUUAUUGAAUAUAUACAUUUCAUGCAGCAUAAAGUGUGAGUAAACAUAAUACAGGGAAGCAUUUAGUCUUGUGCAAUCAUUUUAUGUUAGUUUGAUAUAUUAAUGCAAUUAUAAUUAUAUUAGUAUUUAUUGUUGCAUGGUGUGAACUCCACAUAUUGUUAAUGGCAUGCAGCAUUCCAUCACUGGACCGUGAUAUUCCACCUGCAGUACAUGUAAACAAAACAAACAGACAUGCAACUAAUAAACAAACUGUGCCAAGCUACGCUCACUGUGUUUUGGUUUAUAGAGCAGUUACAUUUUAUUUAUUUUAAACACUGUAAAUAGGAAAUCAUCCAUGUUGUGUACAUAAAUAAAUUUUUGUAUAGACGGAAGUACACGUAGCAAUAUGGUUGUUUUGUUGUUGGGUAGAUUGAUCUGCAUUAUAUCUGACAGCUGCUUUGCCUCCUGCAUCACAUUGAGAAUGGGAGCUUUUGCAUAAUGUUAUACUUACAUCAAUGCAAAUAAUUCAGAUGGUGUCAUUGUCAGACAUGAAAUGUCAAUCUGUGUAUUUUUACAAUCAGAGUAGUUUUCAUGAUGUUAAAUGUGCAAUGGAAUACAUGUACUCAAUGAAAUAAAGUUUAACGGGAUUUGAU
Cottoperca gobio is the source of this 3357-nucleotide messenger RNA. RefSeq names its product voltage-dependent calcium channel gamma-5 subunit. The record is from RefSeq and is a predicted model, not a curated record. Gene Ontology annotation, cellular component: AMPA glutamate receptor complex; postsynaptic density membrane. Gene Ontology annotation, molecular function: channel regulator activity; voltage-gated calcium channel activity. Gene Ontology annotation, biological process: positive regulation of synaptic transmission, glutamatergic; neurotransmitter receptor transport, postsynaptic endosome to lysosome; transmission of nerve impulse. The transcript has 6 exons. Lineage: Eukaryota; Metazoa; Chordata; Actinopteri; Perciformes; Bovichtidae. The coding region runs from base 180 to 1013 and encodes 277 amino acids.